Amyelois transitella is the source of this 1172-nucleotide messenger RNA. RefSeq names its product protein HGH1 homolog. The record is from RefSeq and is a predicted model, not a curated record. Bases 73 to 1155 code for a protein of 360 amino acids. NCBI's taxonomy places the organism in Eukaryota, Metazoa, Arthropoda, Insecta, Lepidoptera, Pyralidae. The transcript has a single exon.
AUAUUUGGUUUUUUUCCAACAGGCUGUUCGACGGCAUAGUUAUUAAUCUCGGAAUUUUAUUUUUGUAAAAUUAUGGCUAAAGAUCCGCUUACAGAAAUGUUGGAGUUCUUACAGCCGAACUCCCGUUUAGACUUAAAAUAUGUUUCACUUGAUUACCUUCUCGGUUUAUCAGGGAAAGAAGAAGGCAUAAACACACUCCUUGAAAACGAACAGACUAUUCAGUGCAUUAUUGAAUUAAUUGAAGAUAAAAGCAACGAGAUAUCUAAAAACGCACUUGCAGUGUUAGUAAACUUAACGGCUCAACCAAAAGGCGCUUCAGAACUUCUAAAAUACAAGCCGAAAAUCCACAAGAAUAUAAUAGAAUUACUUAUAGGUUAUGUGCUGAAUCCGGAAAAAAGAUACGCUGAUAUUGCAUGCAUGAUCUUAACAAACAUAACCAGAUCCGAAGAAGGCUUAGAAGUUUGCCUAGACACAUUUAUACCACAACUAAAUGAUUUAUUAAAUGCGUAUGUUAACUUAGAAUUCAAUAAAAAUUCAAAUUUGCAUUACCUAUCGCCAAUGUUCAGUAAUUUAAGUCAAAGUGCACGUAUAAGGAAAUGGUUGUUAGAAGAAAAUCCACACGUACCUUUAAUAAAACUGUUACCGUUUUGUAAUUUCGAGCAAUCUGUAAUACGAAGAGGUGGUGCUAUAGGAACUGUAAGGAACUUAUCAUUUGAUACAGAAAAUCAUGAUUAUUUACUUAGUUCAGAAUUGGAUUUACUCACUUACCUUUUACAUCCGUUAAUGGGGGAUGAGGAUUAUGAUGACGAAGAGAUGGACAAACUUCCGAUUGCGUUACAAUAUUUGCCGAAAGAAAAAAAACGUGAUCCAGAUAUAGACAUCCGUAAGAUGAUAUUAGAGACAUUAGUUAAAUUUUGUACAAAAAGGGAGGGAAGGGAGAUAUUAAGAGAGAACGGAGUGUAUUACAUUCUUAGAGAAUAUCAUAAAUGGGAGAAAGAUCCGCAAGCACUACUUGCUUGCGAGAACGUAGUUGACAUUCUGAUACAAAAAGAAGACGAGGUUGGUGCUGAUGAUUUGUCAACUGUAGAAGUACCUGAUGAUAUGAAGGAGAAAUUCGAGAAAAUGGACCAAGAUUAUUUAAAAGCUGUUGAAUAAAUUGUUUUAAAACUAUA